Bombyx mori (domestic silkworm) is the source of this 2027-nucleotide messenger RNA. It is a transcript of the gene eEF1delta, whose product is annotated as elongation factor 1 delta. Gene Ontology annotation, biological process: translational elongation. NCBI's taxonomy places the organism in Eukaryota, Metazoa, Arthropoda, Insecta, Lepidoptera, Bombycidae. The transcript is spliced from 6 exons. The record is from RefSeq and is a predicted model, not a curated record. Gene Ontology annotation, cellular component: eukaryotic translation elongation factor 1 complex; cytosol. Gene Ontology annotation, molecular function: guanyl-nucleotide exchange factor activity; translation elongation factor activity. The coding region runs from base 215 to 1039 and encodes 274 amino acids.
UAACAACACUGGACCACUCACUGGACACAUUUCAAUUUUUAGCACUUGUCAAUUGUUUUUGGUUGUCUUUGUCUUUUUAGUUUCCGUCAUCAUUUGAAUGGCUGUUAGGUUUGCUCUAUUAACUUUAUUUACGUAAAAAUUCAAUUUAAUUGUAUGAACCAACGUUUUUAUUGUAUUUAAAUACAAUUCAAAUCUAAAUUUUGGAAUAAUCAGCAUGGCUGCUUUAUUACACGAGAAGGUUUGGUUAGACCGGAAUGUUUACAAUGAUGCUGAAAAAGCUUAUUAUGAAUCUUUGUCGAAGGUCCAAGCACCAUUAUCGUUAGCUCGAUCAUCAUUGGCCAGUGAAGUCGCAAAGGCUAGACAGCAUAUUAAAAAUUCUUUAGAAUGUAUGGAUAGUGUAGCAACUUUGGCGGGUGUUCCUAAUACAGAGCUCAGUACUAAAGUCAUCAGCUUAGAAAACGAAAACAAGGAUUUGAAAAAGGCUAUAGAUGAUUUACGUAAUUUAGUCAUCAGCCUGCAAGUCCGUGUUGAAACCUUGGAAUCAUCCAGCAGUAUCACCUCUGAUUGUAUUCAAUCAGAAAAACCUGCAGCAGCUUCUACUGAUAAGGAUGACGAAGAUGAUGAUGUUGAUUUGUUUGGUUCAGAUGAUGAAGAGGAGAGUGCUGAAGCAGCUAAGAUAAAGGAAGAGCGUCUUGCUGCAUAUAAUGCAAAGAAAGCUAAAAAGCCAGUGCUAAUUGCAAAGUCGAAUAUUAUUCUGGAUGUAAAGCCAUGGGAUGAUGAGACUGAUAUGGCAGCCUUGGAACAAGCUGUAAGGUCAAUCAGCACUGAUGGCCUCUUGUGGGGUGCCGCUAAACUAGUGCCUUUGGCUUAUGGUAUCCAUAAGCUGCAAAUUUCCUGUGUUGUUGAAGAUGAUAAGGUUUCUAUUGAUUGGCUUACUGAGGAAAUCGAGAAAAAUGAAGACUAUGUAAGUGUUCAGUGUACUAUAGAAAAAAUGGUAAUAAUAAGUAUAUGGCAGCUAAUAUCAAAUAUUGAUGCUUAAGUAUUCACUGUAGUGCCUGUUAUGAACUUGUAUAGGACAAGAAAGCCCUUAUAUUAAUGCAGUUGUAACUGUCAACAUGCUAAAAUGAGGGAGGGGCUUUCUUUAUGAGCUCCAGUAAUUUCUCAAUGUGUGGUCUAUAAGAUUGUUUGCCGUUUUAUUGAAUUAAAAAGAUAUGAACACAUAAGAUCAGAGAGAUUAAUUUAAAAUAUUCUGACAAUUUACAAAAUUCACGGUUCUUUAAUAGAAUAGGGAACCAGACGAUAUUUGGAGUUAUAAUAAAUGACUAUCUUACUAUGAAUUAUAAUAUGCUCAUGUAUAACGAAUACCCACAUAAUAAUAUGACCUCAUGCAUUUAUAUUGGUGAGAACCAAUUGUUUACUGGUGGUAGGACCUUUUGUGAGUCCGCACGGGUAGGUACCACCACCCUGCCUAUUGCUGCCGUGAAGCAGUUUCGGUUUGAAGGGUGGGGCAGCCGUUGUAACUAUACUGAGACCUUAGAACUUAUAUCUCAAGGUGGGUCGCGCAUUUACGUUGUGGAUGUCUACGGGCUCCAGUAACCGCUUAACACCAGGUGGCCUGUGAGCUUGUCCACCCACUUAAGCAGUAAAAAAAAACAUCUUAUGUAAAGAACAGGUUUGAAAAUAAUGCAAUGUUAGUAUGGAAACAUUAAUGUUUAAUAUCUCAUAUUGUGACAGCAAUGCUUUUUUUACUUAAUAAAUAUCAUUUCAUAAUUACCUUUUACAAAUUUUUGUUAUUGGUAUACUGUUACAUGAUAUGAAUAAAUUUGGUUAAAAAUGUCAAUAUUAGCAUUUGAAAAUUGGAGAAAACUUUCUAGAAAUUAUUAUUGAACUUAAAAUAUGAUCUGUUCUACAUUUAUACUCUAGCAUUUCGCAUAUGUUUUUUCCAGGUACAAAGUGUCGAUAUUGCUGCGUUCAACAAAGUCUAGCACAGAAAUGUUAAAUAAAAUAAAAUGAAAACAUUGUUUGAA